AUGGCCAAGGUAGCGUCCUCGGGAGCAGAAGAAGCAUUAGCAAAUGUAGAUGCACCUCCCAAAAAGAAUGUACGGAAAGCCGAAGCCUUCGUCAUGUCAGGAGACGUGCUCAUUUCCCUCAACAGAAAUGUGUCAAGCACUUACGCGAAGUUGCUCGGCGACCAACUGCCACCAGGAACCGCCAUCGCGUCGAGUGCACCUCCACAACAGCUGACGCGAGCGUCCGCAUCAGUGGGCGUCGCGUUCCCGUCCAUGCAGCGAACUGGGAGUACUGGAAGCGGUGGAUCAAAAAUAUCACGUCUUCCAGUCUCCACAAGCCAUAUUGAUCGACGUGGGAAUUUGGCUCGUAAAUCGUCAGAAGAUUCACCGACAGCAAUCAGAAUGCACAAAACUGCUCCGAUUGAGAGGAUGGAGAGUACAGAUGUCGAAGAGGAGAGUUCUGAAGAAGUGAUGGUGACGAUGACCACAGAGGAGAAGGAGAACGAGAGUGAAAGAUCCAUAGAUCGGGAUGAGCAAUUUAUCGGUAGGUUUUUUGGUGUGAAAAUGAAAAAAGAGAAAACACAUCUGGAUUUAAUUCUGCCUUUUCCUCUUCUUCCUAAACACUUCUAUUAUCCAAAAACUGUCAUAACAAUUAUCUCCAUUGUCACCACCGAGGAAAUGAAAUCUCCGAACGAGGAGAUCGUAAACAAGAGCCUUCGGAGCGCCAUGUUCACGAUGCCUCCCAGUGGAAGUAACAACAAUAUCCACCAUCACUCUUACAAUUCUUCUCCGCAAAUUUCGGCCGAGCCAGACCAUAUCAUAGGUGCCAAUGGAGAUGGUCCUCCAGGAUCUCCAGUAUACGACGACGUUGAUGAGUUAGAUGGAUCGGAUAUUAGAGACUUUUCAAAAGUAUCAAAAAACGAUUACGAUACACCAUCGAAGCGAUCUGUUGUCACUAUCGAUGCUCCUCAUUCUUCCUUUGACGAAAUGACGCAUGCUUACUAUAGUGCUAUUGAGGCCACUCCGAAACACAGCUCAAUAGCCUCCCCUUCACUCAGAAAGCAAGUAUUUGGGAAAGUUCCACAGUAUGCACAGCCAACAAGCAGUUCAGCAUCAGCUAGCCCCUCUCUUCAUGCCGCAUCUGAAAAGCGUGGCCCUGCUUCGUCAAUUCAAUCAGAUAGCAGCUCGGCGUUUGUUGUGAAUCAGGUAGCGAGUACAUCUAUGAGUUCGGUAGGAGGAGAGCGAGAGGCUUCGCAAAUUGCCAGAAAACUAUAUGAGCUGAAGACGUGCACAUCGAGUGAUGUAGCGGAUCGCUUGAAUGAACAAAACGAUUUUGCAUUCUUGAUCCUAGUGAAAUAUCUCGAGUUGUUCCAAUUCUCUACUACACGAAUCGAUGCAGCUCUCCGUGAAUUCCUCAGCCGUGUGGAACUUCGUGGCGAGUCUUCAGCUAGAGAACGUCUUCUUCGUGUAUUCUCAGCGAGAUACCUUGAAUGUAAUCCAUCGAUUUUUGAAAGCCUUGACGAAGUGCACACGUUGACAUGCGCCCUUUUGCUUCUCAACUCGGAUCUUCAUGGCCCAAACACUGGAAAGAAGAUGACUUCUCGUGACUUCAUCACGAAUAUAGGACAUACCGGGUGUACCUACAAACGGGAGAUGUUAAAGACAUUGUAUCAAAGCAUAAAGGACAAUGCGAUUUCUCUCCAACACUCCGCAAAGAGCUCGACAGCAAACGGAUCUGCUGCUUCAAAUGUCAAGCAACAACGUGUCUAUGAAGUGGACCCAGAAUCAAUUGUAGAAUAUCACAGUUCGUUUUUGAUGAGAAAGUAUGUCAGAGAAGCGGAUGGAGCUAGAACGCCAUUCGGUCGUCGCAGCUGGAAAAUGGUAUUCGCUCGUUUGCGCGGUCUCGUCCUCUAUUUCGAUGCAGAUGAACAUCCGAAAGCGACAAGUCGAUACGCUUCACUUGAAAACGCUGUGUCCCUACACCACGCUCUUGCCGAACCCGCCACCGAUUAUAAGAAGAAAUCGUAUGCCUUCAGAGUUCGUAUAGCUCAUGGAGGAGAGAUUCUGUUUCAAACCAGCAACGAGCGAGAUUUGAAUGAGUGGUGUGCAAAAAUAAACUUUGUCGCCGCCGCCUUCUCAUCCCCAACUCUUCCGCUACCAAUAACUGCUAAGCCCGAAACCGCCCCAAUGCCACGUCUUUCACGGCUUCCAUGUUUGGCUCCAAUCACCAAACAAGUCAGAACACAUCAAGCGAGAGUGGCCGAGUUAAGUGAGAUGAUUGAAGUUGUACUACAAUCCCUCUACCCCGAGCGGCCGCAACCCCAAAUCACAGAUAGAUUAGUUCUUUUAGGCUUUGAGAAACGCCGCUACACAACCUACAUCAACGUACUCCAACAGAGUCUCGUCGAUCGCAAAGCAUCUUCCAACACGAUGAACAUCGUCACGUCUCCCAAACACAAAUCCCACCAGAAUAAGUCUACAGUCUGUGAAGAUCGUCUGAGCUACACCGACGCUGUAAAUGGAUGUCACUGA
Messenger RNA from Caenorhabditis briggsae, 2511 nucleotides. It is a transcript of the gene Cbr-efa-6, whose product is annotated as Protein CBR-EFA-6. Gene Ontology annotation, molecular function: phospholipid binding; protein binding; guanyl-nucleotide exchange factor activity. NCBI's taxonomy places the organism in Eukaryota, Metazoa, Nematoda, Chromadorea, Rhabditida, Rhabditidae. Gene Ontology annotation, biological process: regulation of ARF protein signal transduction. The record is from RefSeq and is a predicted model, not a curated record. The transcript has 10 exons. Bases 1 to 2511 code for a protein of 836 amino acids.